AUGAGCGAUGACGCGAAAAUUAAGAAUAAAAACGCAGAGCUCAAGUACCUUCAUCUAAACAUGAAACAAGCCGCACCUAUCAUUAUUGAAAAAGCUGUUAUUGAAAAAGAGAAUUUUCGAAUAUUGGAUGUUCGUUUUCGUAUUAUGGCGACAAUGAUCGAAGCAGACUUGAUAACCGUAGCGGUAGUUGGAAAAAUUUUAAUCGCUCCUAAUUUACAAGUUACUCAACAUCAAAAUACUAAAACGAA
This is a messenger RNA of Ambispora gerdemannii, 248 nucleotides long. Lineage: Eukaryota; Fungi; Glomeromycota; Glomeromycetes; Archaeosporales; Ambisporaceae. The record is from the annotation of a GenBank genome assembly.